AUGUUAGAAAAAAAGUUUGCUGACAUUGACAAGAAAUUUGAGAAUGUUUUAAACAAGAACAAGAGGAAGUUGGAAAAUGCUCAGAUAAAACCCAUACAUGACAAGUUCUUAUUUGCUCAGAAUGGUAUAACAGGUCUAAUCGCACCACCUGGGUCGGGUAAGACUUUCACUUAUCUUAAAAUGGCUGCACAACAACAAGAACUAGAUGAGAAGAACCCAUUCUAUGAGUUAGUUGUUAUUUGUAGUACUUCUGGUCAAUUUGACCAAACCGUCAAUUCGUUCAAAGAUAUUAUAAAAAAGUCUAAGUUAGUAUGUAUAAAAGACUCUGAGUUGUUAGAUUGGAUAAAGAAGUACCAAAGAAGAGUUUUGAAGUACAAUGCUAUAAAUGAGUAUAUAAAUUCUAAGUUUAAAGACCCAAAUGAGGAAAUCAGAGAAUAUUAG
Molecule: messenger RNA, 441 nt
Organism: Trichomonas vaginalis G3
Lineage: Eukaryota; Parabasalia; Trichomonadida; Trichomonadidae
Exons: 1
Coding region: 1-441 (146 amino acids)
Molecular function (GO): DNA binding; hydrolase activity; ATP binding
Source: RefSeq, a predicted model, not a curated record